UGGGAGAUGAAUCGGAUUUCACAGCUGGCUUUACCAUCCGUAACCUGUCUGGGACUAAAUGUACCUGGAUGACUGCAGAGUCCGGAUCCGGUUUUUAAGGACCUCCAUCUUUUUCUGUGCCUCAUUCGAAGAGUCCUGUGAAGACAGAAGAAGACGAGUGGUGGAUUUAUAGUUAAAAUACAACACUAUGUUGAUGGAACUCUGUUAGAUGUAAAGUUUGCGCCAUCUGAAACUGUACGCACAGGGGGAAAAACCUCGAGAGCGCAAGACGGAUGUAAAUUUUAAAACAUUUAACGCAAAGAAGCGGUGCGCGCUCUCGCCGCGGCGCAGCAUCAGGACCAGCAUCCAAUGCGCGUCACCGCUCCGGCAGAAGCUGCCGACAUCCCGGGAAGAGGAGUUGGAACUGCGGGAGUUAAAGUUGGGCUGGAGGGGUGUGAGAGGAUGCUGCAGGACUAUCCACCAUCUUCUUAAUGCGGAGAAGCGUGUCCUAAAUGAAGGAUGACUUGCAUAACACUGAGCAUAUGCCUCUUGUUUUUGGGUUUCCAACAAUGCUGGUCACGAGAUUGUGUGGACCCGCUGGUCUCUGGACUCUAUGCCUCUUCCUUCCUGGCCUCUUCCAGAUAUAAUUUCCUUUACUCAGCAAAUUUUGCCAAACUAUAUGGCAGCAGUGGCUGGUCCCCCUCGCUCAGGGACAGACAGCCAUGGUUGCAAGUGGACUUGGGAAGAAAGUACAGACUGGUGGCCAUUGCCACACAGGGGACCUUCAACUCAUACGACUGGGUCACCAAGUACACGCUGCUGUAUGGAGACAGACCGGACUCCUGGACGCCAUACAUCAUGAAAGGAGGCAACUCGACGAUGCCAGGGAACUGGAACUAUUAUCAAGUGAAGAGGAAUGUCUUCCAUUACGCCUUUACUGCUAAACACAUCCGCCUGCUGCCUCUAGCCUGGAACACGGAGAAUGGAGGGAAGAUUGGCGUGAGGCUGGAGCUAUUUGGCUGCUCUUAUGAUUCCUACGUACUGCAGUAUAACGGGGAUGACUCAUUGGUCUAUAAGUACCCUGGGGAGACAUCUCGGACCCUCACAGACCAUAUUGCCAUUAAUUUCAAGACUCUGGAGCAGGAUGGGCUGCUGCUACACAGUGAGGGAAUACAGGGGGAUGUCUUCACAUUAGAGCUAAAGAAAGGCCGUCUGUACCUCCACAUUAGCCUGGGAAACAGCAUUGUCGACAAAAUUAACGGUCGAACUACACUUACAGCCGGAAGCCUUCUAGAUAACUUACACUGGCACUACGUGACCAUCAAGCGCCAUGGUCGACAGGUCAACCUGACCGUAGACAGUCACGCUGUCACAGGUAUUUGUAACGGAGAUUUCACCCACAUGGAUCUUGAUAGCCAGUUGUAUGUGGGAGGAGUUAUAGAGCCAAACAUGCCUCACCUGCCUACUACACCAAACUUCCGAGGUUGCUUGGAGAAUGUAUUCUUUAAUGGGGUUAACAUCAUUGACAAAGCUAAGAGAGAAGAACCGGACAUCCGCAUACCACGGAAGAAAAAAAUGCACUUUGCCUGCCGGGACAUCCUCCUCAAACCCAUGACUUUCGCUGGACCCAACAACUACCUUCAGGUUCCCGGCUUCUUCAGGAGGCCUCGUAUGUUUGUCAAGUUCAAGUUCCGCUCCUGGGACUACACCGGGCUUCUCAUGUUCACUCGAUUCGCGGAUGAUCUGGGCGCACUUGAGCUGGGCCUGAGUGAGGGUCAGAUCAAUGUCACCAUUUUCCAGCCAGGAAAGAAGAAACUACAGUUUGCCGCAGGUUACAGACUCAACGAUGGCUACUGGCAUUCGGUAGAUUUAGCAGCCAGAGACAAUCUGCUGACACUCACUAUUGACGAGGAGGAGGGAUCCCCGCUGAAGAUCACAAACCCGUUCACAAUACGCACUGGGGACAGAUACUUUUUUGGAGGUUGCCCGAAAACCAACAACACAAUACGGAAAUGCGAGACAAAGUUAAAUCGCUUCCAUGGCUGUAUGCAACACAUCUUCAUAGACAAUGAGCAGCUCGAUAUAGACAUUAUUCUGCAAAGACAAUGGGGGCGCUAUGCUGAACUGCUGCUGGGAACAUGUGGCAUCACUGACAGAUGUUCUCCAAAUCCAUGCGAGCAUGAAGGCCGAUGCAUCCAGUCCUGGGAUGACUUCAUCUGUCUGUGUGAAAACACGGGCUAUAAAGGAGAAGUGUGUCACAUGUCGGUUUAUAAAGAAUCAUGUGAGGCCUAUAGACUAAGUGGAAAGUACUGGUCAGGGAAUUACACCAUUGAUCCGGACCUUAGUGGACCACUGAAGCCGUUUGAGGUCUACUGCAAAAUGAAGUCAUACAAAGCCUGGACGUUGAUAAUGAAUGACCGCGUGGAGGGCACCAAGGUCACCGGCAGCUCAAUAGACAAACCCUACAUAAUGAAUGUCAACUACUGGAAUGCUUCAUGGGAUGAAGUGACCGCUCUUGCGAACACCUCCAUGUACUGUGAGCAGUGGAUCGAUUACUCCUGCUACAAGUCCAGACUGUUAAACACCCCAAAUGGAAGACCGUACAGUUACUGGAUCGGACGAAACAAUGAGAGCCACUAUUACUGGGGUGGAACGUUCAGGGAGGUUCAAAAGUGUGGCUGUGCCAUCAACCAAACCUGUGUGGACCCCAAAUUUCAGUGCAAUUGUGACGCAGACUACAGACAACGGUACAAUGAUAAAGGAUACCUGGAUUUUAGAGACCAUCUUCCUGUAAGAAAGGUUGUGGUGGGUGACACCAAUCGGACUGGUUCGGAAGCUCACAUCACAGUUGGACCCCUGCGUUGUCAUGGAGACAGAAACAUCUGGAACACCAUAUCCUUUGUCAAGCCUACCUUCAUCACCUUUCCAGUCUUCAACCCUGGCUCAAGUGCAGACAUCUCCUUCCACUUCAAAACAUAUCGCGACCAUGGUGUUUUCUUAGAAAGCUCGGACGAUCACCUUCGGAAUUUUAUACGGCUAGAACUGAAUUCCACACACAAUCUUCUCUUCAUAUUCAUGGUUGGUGAUGGAAUCCUCAACGUGACGCUCCGCUCUCCUGUGCCUCUAAAUGACAACGAGUGGCACUUUGUCCAAGCCGAAAUCAACGUCAAACUCGCACGGAUCAAGGUUGACUACCAGCCAUGGGCUGUGCGCCGCUUCCCAGGUCAGACGUUUGUCACCAUGAAAUUCACCCAACCUCUGAUCGUUGGGUCAAGAAACUUCACCCAGAAACCGUUCCUGGGGUGUUUGCGAGGUUUACGGAUGAACGGUGUCCCACUGGAUUUGGAGGGGAAGGUAGAUGAAGAACGGGGUAUCAGAAGGAACUGUACUGGACAGUGUCUGAAUGCCACCAUACCAUGUCGGAACAGUGGGCAGUGUAUAGAAGGCUAUGCCUCCUACACUUGCGACUGCAACAACACGGCAUUCGAUGGAUUCUACUGCCAUAAAGAUAUUGGGGCGUACUUUGAGAUCGGCUCCUGGUUGAGGUAUAACAUCCGUAAAAAGCCCGUCUCAGACGAGGCAGCGUGGGCCAACUGGAUCGAUCCGCACUAUGACAACUUCAGCCUCGGCUACAACGAUACAGCAGAUGACAUCGAGUUUAGCUUCAGCACCGUCCACGCGCCAGCCGUCCUGCUCUACAUCAGCUCAUUUGUCCAAGACUACAUCGCCAUCAUCCUGAAGCCUGAUGGUUCUGUGGAUCUGAGGUACAAACUAGGUCUCAUCACUCACAAGUACCAGCUGACUCAUCGAAACCUGGCAGAUGGAUUUCCUCACUACAUAAAUAUAACGAGACACAACCGGACCAUAAAAUCGCAGGUGGAUUACAUGGAGCCCAUAGUGGAUAAGAUAACGCUAGUGGAGGAUGCUCGGUUCGAUUCGCCAAAGUCCAUGUACAUGGGACGAGUAAUGGAGGUUGGAGACAUCGACUACGAGAUCCAGAGACACAAUGCACCAGGUUUCAUCGGCUGCAUAUCUGGAGUCAGAUAUAAUGUCUACGCUCCUCUCAAGGCUUUUUUCCGUCCUAAUGAAACCGAGCCUCCGGUGACGACACAAGGGAUCGUGACAGAGUCCGUCUGUGGGGCUUUUCCGCCAGUGCUGGGUUACGUACCGUGGGAGGCCGAUCCUUGGUUCACCAGCAUCGAAUACAUAUACAUCCACGAUGACCUUGGCUUGUUCUGGAUAAUAGUGAUAUCCGUCCUGGCGCUGCUGCUGCUCCUGGUGGGCCUGUACACCAUCUACGUGUACGCGUACCAACAGAAGGGCAGCUACCUGACCAACGAGCCCAAAAAUCUGGAGUCGCCCAGUAGCUCCAGACCGCUGACCGACACCCUCAGGAGAGAAAAGAAGAGCCUGCAGGGGCUAGAAGAGGAGUUCAGGGGCAACUGACCUCAGGGUGGACGCUUGGUGGGUUUGGCGGGGGGAGAGGGAAAUAGAACCUACAACACAACAGUAUUGUUUUCUAUCAUUUAACUUCGGUUUGAGUUAUGGGUUUUUUGAUGCCUGGUGCUCUUUUUGGUCUUCGAAAGUCAAGCCAGAUAUCGUGAGAGGAGUGUGUCGCAGGGUGAAAUACUGAAGUGCCUCGUCUGAGCAAGCUUGAUCCAAAAUAACAGCUUCUUAAGAUAGAGAUUAAACUGCGACAACGGGGCGGUUAUUUAUAUUCCUAUUAUGUUCUCAUUUUGCCAUUUUUACAUACCGAUAUCCAGCUAUUACCAUCGAAACAUACCUUCUGGACGACAAUCUUGAACGGAGCCACAUUAUGUCUCACAACAUCUGACAUAAUCAAAACACUGAAACACUAAAAGUAAGACAGGGUGCAUUAUAGAAAAAAGCAGUCUCUCCAGUGUGGACUCCAAAUCCAAGACCCAGCAACUCGGGCUGUCAUUUACUCAAUAUUUUGGGCAGAUUUUCUCUAUAAUUUAGUGGUUUAUAAAAGAGAAAGGUGGUUUAAUUCUGGUGACUUUGGCAUCCUAUCAAAAAUAUUUGUGUGUGUGCAGUCAUUGCCUUCACCAAUAUACAUGACAGAGGUCCCAAGUACUGAUCUCUGCCUGGCUGUUUUAAGACUGAAGUAUACCUACUCUUAUCAUCUUGUCUGCUCUUCUCUCUGUCAUGCAACAUUUAUAUGGGACUAGACCAGCUUACAUUGGCUUUGAAAAAAAAUAUUGGCUGAAAAAAAGAAUGUCGGCAUUGAAAAAAAGUAUAAGUAUAUUCUUUUUUAAAAUUUUAAUACCAUUCUAGUUUUCUACACCAAUACAGAAAUGUUUCAGACAAUAUUCUGUUUUUCAAUUCCUAUAUUGAUUUUUGGGCCAAUAUUUUUUUUCAAUGCUAAUAUUAUUCUUUUCAGCCAAUAUUUUUUUUUCUUCAAUGCCGAUGUUUGUCUUUCGAGUUCUCUACAAGGUGGCACUGUUUUAGCGCGGAGGGCAGAGGGCGUGGGAAGGGGCGGGGUUUGCGCUGUGUCUAUAUGUCAUUUGCAUAUUGGUGUAACGUUCAGUGUUCGACAGUGCUCAGUGAAGCUCAUGCGCCACGUCGAAGACGUCAAAUUCCACUUCCUUGUUGAUUCUACUAUUUGUAGUGUUAGAGAUACGUUAUAACAUGCCAGUUCAGGUGGACACUGCUAACUAACUUGCUGGCUCUGUUUUUCAAUAUGGUUCCUCCACCGCUAAAUAUGUCAGCUGGAGAAGGCAGUUGUAGAUAGGAUUGGUUUUCUCAUUUACAUCUGUAGAUCGCCAAUCCAACCAAUAUGAAGUACUUUAAGGCGCGACUGGUCACGUCCAGGCGCGCUGUAUUUCUAAAACUGCAGUGUUGCAUGCACGAGAAUGAAUGGAAAAAUAACUUACCUGAGGUUCUGAAGUGGAAUUCAACAUCUUCGACAAGCGCAUUUACGGCGCCCCAGACCUGCCAGAGUAAAAAUAAAAAUUAAACAGUAAAUGGUGGGAACGAAAUACUAAGCCAUGCCCACGAAAUGUGUAAAAUGUGCGCACUGAUCUGUGAACUGGAAUGUGGAACUGUGGAUCAGAAAAUGGCUAGUGAACCACGGGGAUGUGCUAUACUUCAGCAAAGUCACGUGACCUGAUGCCAUACCUGAGUAUGUAUAUAUAUAUAUAUAUAUAUAUAUAUAUAUAUAUAUAUAUAUAUAUAUAUAUAUAUAUAUAUAUACACAUAUAUAUACUGAGGCAUGUUUAGACCGUCACCUUGAACGCCGCUGAAGCCAGCAGGCACGCCAUGAAUCACGGUGUUCGAGAGCGGCCAGCGCUCAAGGAAUCAGGGCCAAAAGAUGGUUGUGCCGGCCCUAAACAACACUUGUUCCGUUGGAUCACUUCACUGGCCCCAU
Synchiropus splendidus (mandarinfish) is the source of this 6367-nucleotide messenger RNA. RefSeq names its product contactin associated protein 1 (gene cntnap1). NCBI's taxonomy places the organism in Eukaryota, Metazoa, Chordata, Actinopteri, Syngnathiformes, Callionymidae. The record is from RefSeq and is a predicted model, not a curated record. The transcript is spliced from 24 exons. The coding region runs from base 499 to 4425 and encodes 1308 amino acids.